This is a messenger RNA of Hyaloperonospora brassicae, 786 nucleotides long. The record is from the annotation of a GenBank genome assembly. NCBI's taxonomy places the organism in Eukaryota, Oomycota, Peronosporomycetes, Peronosporales, Peronosporaceae.
AUGACGGCAGCGAGUACGGACGCGGGCGUGUUCCUCGUCGACGACGCCGUCUUCUCGACCCACGAGGUGCGUCGACUGACAAGAGAAGAAGAGGAGCUGCAGUCGGCGGUCCAGCCGCGCGCGAUAGACGAGAUCCUGUACAUUGCGUCGGUCGUAGCCCAGCAGCACCACUUCCCAGUCGAUGUCGUGAAUAACGUGCUCGCGUUUGCCGGCGUUCUGCUCGUGUUCGAGACAGAGACGUCCGAGCACCGUCACGGACGCAGCAAUAUGAACGAGCAGUACUUGCAGUUGCAGAUACCGACGGCCGAACAACUACACGUUCCCCAUGGCGUAGACGUGGGCAAGUGUUUCCAGUUGGUCACGGACUGCGUGUCGAAAGACCAAGGCUGGGCUACAGACGAGCGAGAACAUAAUGGAACGUACCGUAACUCAAGCUCCUGGAUCGAGGUGUCGGUAUCGUCGACAAGCACGGAGGGAGACAGCAAGGAGACCGUUCGCAUGCCAUUGUGGCCAAACCUCCGCGCUAGUCGGACUUUCCGCCACCAUCGCAAGCUGUUCGAUAGCUCCACCGAGCUGCUGGAGCACAUUCGUCUCGGCGAUUGUGUGUCGAUUGUGCUUCGAUCCGAGUAUCCAGGGUGGACGAAUUCUGCAAAGUAUGGCCGAGUUGUCGCCUGCUUUGCUGUAGAGUUCCAGGACGACUUUUCGUUUGCUGACGUUCCAUUCCCAAGUCGCUCUGGUGGUGCAAAGGAGUGCAAAGAUCCUUCUGCGCCUUGCUGUCUUCAAUAA